Messenger RNA from Lethenteron reissneri (Far Eastern brook lamprey), 845 nucleotides. RefSeq names its product glutathione peroxidase 2-like. Lineage: Eukaryota; Metazoa; Chordata; Hyperoartia; Petromyzontiformes; Petromyzontidae. Gene Ontology annotation, molecular function: glutathione peroxidase activity. Gene Ontology annotation, biological process: response to oxidative stress. The record is from RefSeq and is a predicted model, not a curated record.
ACACCGCCCCCACUUCACACGGAGACGAUGGCGGCAGCAGCAGCAGCGGCAGGUGCCUUGAGGUCGUUCUACGAGCUGUCGGCCAAGACGCUGGGCGGCGAGCUGGUCAACUUCUCGCGCUACCGCGGCAAGGUGGUGCUCAUCGAGAACGUGGCGUCCCUCUGAGGCACGACCGCCAGGGACUUCACCCAGCUGAACGAGCUGCAGGGCCGCUACGGCGCCCAGGGGCUCGCGGUGCUCGGCUUCCCCUGCAACCAGUUCGGCCACCAGGAGAACACCCAGAACGAGGAGAUCCUGAACAUCCUGAAGUAUGUGCGUCCAGGCAGCGGCUACGAGCCCAACUUCACCAUGUUCGCCAAGUGCGAGGUGAACGGCAAGGAUGCGCACCCAGUCUUUGAGUUCAUCAAGGAGAAGCUUCCCCUGCCAUCCGAUGAUCCCGUCUCCUUCCUGCAAGACCCUAAGAGCAUCAUAUGGAGCCCGGUUUCACGCUCUGACAUCGCGUGGAAUUUUGAGAAGUUCCUGAUUGGGCCCGACGGGCAGCCUUUCAAGCGCUACAGUAGGAAGUUCCAUACCAUCGGCAUUGAGGAUGACAUCAAACUCCUUCUGAAGCAAGCGUCAUAGGGGUUUUUUGUACAAGUGAUGUAGGCAUUUUUCAAGCCGCUGGCAGCGUGUGCCCUGCUUCAGAUAUUAGAAAUGCUAUUUUGUGAAAACGUCCCUCAAAAAUUUCCGAGAGAAGUUUGAUGUCCUGUAGCAGAUCUAAUGUCUUAUGUUCUUGGCACGUCUGGUCCAUAUGAGCUUGUCUUCUAUAUGUGCCUUGCAAUAAAAUUAACGCCUACUUUUUGGGA